UUUGACACUUUGUUAUCAGAAUUUACGAAAUUAAAUUUUAAUUACAUUUUCCUUAAAUUAUGUGAAUUAUUUUAGGGAUAUUGGCAAAAUUUCAACCAAAAAUGGCCUUUCCGAAGAUAGAAGGCUAUGUAGUGACGGAAAAGCUUGGAUCUGGGAGCUAUUCUACGGUUUAUAAAGCUUAUACAAAAGUGGGAGCCCGUUCCAUAGUGGCAAUUAAAUGCGUGGACAAGUCUAGAGUGAAGCACUCGGGGUCUGCCAUAGACAAUCUGAUCAUGGAGAUACGUCUGCUAAAGACGUUAACACACCCCCACAUAGUGCACAUGAAGCAUUUUACUUGGGACGACAGAAACAUCUACAUCAUAAUGGAAUACUGCUGUGGAGGCGACCUCUCCAAGUACAUUCAUAGAUAUGGAAGAGUGCCUGAAAAACAGGUGCUGUAUUUUCUGCAACAACUAGCGUCUGCAUUGAAAUUUUUAAGAGAAAAAGGUGUAGUACAUAUGGACCUUAAACCUCACAAUUUAUUACUACAUAAGGAUUCGAACGGGAAAUACAUGCUUAAAGUUGCUGACUUUGGGUUUGCUCAACAUAUGGCUGAGGAGACAAAGCAGUGUGUGAGGGGGUCUCCUCUAUACAUGGCGCCAGAGAUGUUGUGUGGGGAAUACGACGCUAGAGUCGACCUGUGGAGCGUAGGUGUAAUAAUGUAUGAAUGUCUAUUCGGGAGGGCGCCGUACUCGUCAAAUACAUUCAAGGAACUCGUUGAUAAGAUACAGAAACAGGCUCCUAUAGAGAUCCCCCCCAACUCAUCAAUAUCCCCCGGCUGCGCGGACCUGCUGACCAGGCUCCUGCAGCACGACCCCAACAAGCGGAUCUCGUACGAGGACUUCUUCAACCACGAGUACCUCGACCUCGAGCAUAUGCCUAGCAAGGAGAAUUAUGAAAAGGCUGUGGCGUUAAUAAAGCAGGCAAUAGAACUGGAUUCUUCAGGUCAUCUGCAGCAGGCGUUCGAAGCUUACAGGGAUAGUUUGUUGUACCUGGUUCCCGCUGUGAGCCGAGAAAGCGAUGGGGUUAGGAAGAGCGCGCUUACUGCCAAGUUGACCAGAUACAUGGAAAGAGCUGAAGAAAUCAAACAAUACCUGAAGUCUCCCGACGGUCACGUGGUGGAUGUGUCGCAGUUGAGACAACACGCGGCCAGGCGUGUGGACGUGGCGCGCCGCGCCGUGCCCGCCUGCUGCACGGGGGCGCAGUCCACGGCCAGCCGGGAGUUCACUCAAUACAGACAGGCAAAUUGCAAUCCUUGUGUAUGUACAACACAGUCGGAAUCCACGGAGAAUGGACAGUGUGCCUGUCAGCCUACAGGGUCGAUAGAGGUUAAUGGAGUGGAAGAAAUGCCUACUGAUAGCGGGUCAACGUCGCAACCAGAGACGGCUCCUCUGGAGAACCACACGAAGACCAAGGAGAGCAAUGCUGGCAGAUUCACAUUUAAGCGGUUCUUCGGAAGAAACAACUCUAUGCCCUACUUGGAAACGAAAGACUCCAGCAUCGUGGCAGACGACUCAAAGAAGCAGAAAACAGAAGAUGUUCCCGGUGAUGUUUGUCGAAUAACGUGAAGAAAACAAUUGCGCCGUGUCACAUUAAACUGUUCGCUAAAUUGAACUAGAAGUCUCACUAAAUGUCUAAUAUGUUAGUGCGACAGGGUUCUAUAUUAGACUUUGAUUGUAUCGCUUAAAAGGCUAGGGAGUUUUUGGCGGGAACGGAAACGGGACGGUUGCUUUCUUCAUUGAAUAAUCUAAAUAAUCAAUACAAAGUAGGGUUUUGUGGUUAAUGAUCGCAUUAAGUUAGUCGGAAGACAUUCGCGAGUGUUAUUAUAUUGGAGUAUUCAAUAAACAAAGUGUAUCUGCCUAUUUUCGCUUCGUGUCAAGAAGCCGCUUCAUAACUCGAAAGUUUAUGCGGACUUUCGAGUUAAUUCGUUUGGGGUUCGGAGUAGGAGUCUACUCCGAGGGUGGGGGCUUAGGUUUCAUCAUCAUCACCUUUCAUCAUUUCAUUAAUCAUCAAGAAAAAAAAUACGUAAGACUUGGCUGUAUGGGCAUAGUUCCCUUUGCCUUGACCUUCGGGAAAACCAAACAAAAGGCUAGUUUCCAACUAGUCAAAUCAGUUACUUUUUACUAAACGUCAAAACACGAAAUUACUAUGGAAUUUGUAUGAGAAAGCACACUGUGACGUCAUAAAUAAACAUGACAAAAUGUCGCACUUAUUAUUACAUUUUUCUUUAUUAAAAUUCCUAAAUAAGUUAAAUAGAAAAAAGAAAACGAUUUUUGUCACCUUUAUAUCUAUCUGUCUUUUAGUAAUCAGAAUUUCAUAAUUUAUCUUUGACCUAGGAAAUUACACAAAUGCGCCAGUUUGCAAUCUAUUGAUCAUCAUCAUCAUCAAUUUAAGAGCCGCGCUCUUGUCGGUGUAGCAAUUUCCAUGCUACUUUUUAGGGAAAAAUAGGGCAGUGGGAUCUAUCGACACAAGUAUCAAUUGACACAAGUAUCUAUCGACACAAGUAUCAAUUGACACAAGUAUCAUUUGACACAAGUAUCAAUAGACACAAGUAUAAAUUGACACAAGUAUCAAUUGACACAAGUAUCAAUUGACACAAGUAUCAAUUGACACAAGUAACAAUUGACACAAGUAUCAAUUGACACAAGUAUCUAUCGACACAAGUAUCAAUUGACACAAGUAUCAAUUGACACAAGUAUCAAUAGACACAAGUAUAAAUUGACACAAGUAUCAAUUGACACAAGUAUCAAUUGACACAAGUAUCAAUUGACACAAGUAUCAAUUGACACAAGUUUCCGCUUAGGUAAUGUAAAGUCUAAAAUAAGAUAUAAUAUUUAUUGCAUUCCUGAUGUUUUACAGAGGUUUUUCCUGGUGUAUUUAUCUAUUUAAGGAAACAUAAGCAAAUAGAUCACUCCUCUCUUUUUCUCUUAUUUAAAGAAACAGUGUGAUAAGAGAGAUGUGGUGUAAAAGACGAUAUAGUGACUAAGAUUGAGAAGGGAAUGUUAAGUUUCAGUUUAUUUCAGUUUCAGUUUAUUUAUUUCUGAACAAUUUUUACAUUGUGUCGAAAAUUAUACAAAAAAUAAUAAUAAUAACAAUACAUUGUUUUAAGUUUACGCGGUUGUUAUCAUAAUUAAAGCACAUAGUAACGGGUUCUUACCGGGUUUAAACGCGGUAAGAACCCGUUACUAUGUGCUUUAAUUACGGGAAUGUUAAGUUGGUUUGUACACGUAGAGCGGAUGAAGGAUAAUAGGAUUACGAAAGCAGUAUAUAAAGCGAAGGUUGGUGGUAGGGCUGGCAGAAGACCCAGAAGGCCGUGCAUAGACCACAUUGGAGAUGUCCUUAGAAAAAGUUCAGUAACAUUACAUUGCAAGCGAAUGUUUGCGGUGAGGGAAUACCUUUAUAUAAGUUUUGGUAAUAUAAUAUGAGUACAACAAUGGUGCUAAUUCCUGUAAACACCAUCUAAUUUUAUUUUAAGUUGUAUCUGUCGUUUUCUUAUCCGCUGAAAAGGAAAGGGACGAGUAAUCGACAAGCAUAAAAUUUAUGGAACACACGUCAAUUUUAAGCAGAAAUCCAAAACCGUCUAAAAAUUUUACUUCGGCCAAUAACCCGAUAGAAUUCAGUAGACAGCACGUCAAAUGGUUUGCAUACCAGCGAGAUACCUUUUUGAUUCGCCCGGGUUAUUCGUUCAUUUACUCAUUCUUCCUAAAAUUAAGAGCUGUCAAUCAUCCGUCCCUUUCCUUUUCGGUGGGUAAGAAAAUGACAGGUAUAACUUAAAGUAAAAUUAGGAGGUGUUUGCAGGAAUUGGGGCCAACAUGAGUACAACAAUAUGUCUUGUGAAUUGUUUUUGUUUGUGAUAAUAUUUGUUUUAUUUGCAAGUUUAAUAUUAUUAAUAAAUGUGUUUUUUUUU
Messenger RNA from Pectinophora gossypiella (pink bollworm), 3946 nucleotides. It is a transcript of the gene Aduk, whose product is annotated as serine/threonine-protein kinase ULK3-like. NCBI's taxonomy places the organism in Eukaryota, Metazoa, Arthropoda, Insecta, Lepidoptera, Gelechiidae. The coding region runs from base 102 to 1607 and encodes 501 amino acids. Gene Ontology annotation, molecular function: protein serine/threonine kinase activity; ATP binding. The transcript has 14 exons. The record is from RefSeq and is a predicted model, not a curated record. Gene Ontology annotation, biological process: protein autophosphorylation; autophagy; autophagosome organization. Gene Ontology annotation, cellular component: autophagosome; cytoplasm.